AUGGCGCUUCCAACGCGACUCGCUUCUCCGGAGGCGCCAGAGGUCAAUUUGCUGGAGUCGACCGGAGACAGGUGCUCUACUCUGGUAUGGGGCGCGGCAGUGGAACUGAUGGCCUUCUUGAGAGCGCACGGGCGAGAGUACGGGCUGCUCCAACCAGGAGUGCGCAUUCUCGAGCUGGGUGCUGGUACAGGUUGGCUGGGACUUUCCCUGGCCACGGCAUUUCCAGAUCUUGGACGACUUCUUCUUACGGAAACACCGAUUCAUCUGGAUGCCCUGGAUCACCUGCAGCGCACCGUGAAGUUGAACGUGGGCCUGCCUGGUGCUGACAAAGUGGAGGUGGCAGCACUCGACUGGGCCGACGUAGAUGCCAGUGCUGUCUGCGAAGAGACCUGGGAUCUAAUUCUGGGUUCCGACCUCGUCUACAGCCGGGACACCGCGUCGCUGAUGCCAAAAGUCGUCUCGAGGCUUCUUCUUUCUCAGGAGCGCCGCACGGGCACGUCGCCUACGGCUGUGUACUGCCAGUCUCUACAUCGAUGGGGCUUCGCCGGAUACGACAUACCUUUCUUGGAAGGCUGUUCCGCUGCCGGACUCGUACCCCAGGCUCUGUGGCUUCAGGGCUAUGGCCCAUGUACUGGAGACUUCGACUCUGACUGCGCAGCCGUGGAAGUCGACCCACGAGUUCGAGCGCUGGCGCAGCGGCCAGCGAUCUUCCGUUUAGCUGCAAGGAGUUUUUCGGGCGUGGAGCCUGUGGCGGAUUCCUGGCUGCGCUACGCA
Molecule: messenger RNA, 774 nt
Organism: Symbiodinium sp. CCMP2456
Lineage: Eukaryota; Dinophyceae; Suessiales; Symbiodiniaceae
Source: the annotation of a GenBank genome assembly